AUGAACCAGUUCACACACAUCAAGCCAGAAAAUAUCAUCGUGAAUGAGACGCCCGAGACCAUCACCAUCAAGCUGGCCGACUUCGACCUCUCAGUCAUCAUCCAGGACGGCAGCAAGAUGUGCCAGAACCCCUGUGGCACCGUGCCCUUCGCCGCCCCAGAGGUGCUCCGAGAUGGUCCCGCCUACGACCCCUGCCCAGCGGACAUCUGGAGCCUGGGCGUCGUGCUCGCGGAGGUAUUCUGCGGGGUGCGUGUGGUGGAGCUCGCGAUCAAGGACGCAGAACCAGAGGUGCGGCCAGAGGGCGAAAACACAACGUUCACCGAGUGCAUCCAGACCUUCUUCCAGAUGCCUGCCGCGGUUGCCAACAUGCUGGAGAAGAGUUGCCGCCCAGAGCUCCGCUCACUGCUGCCCACUUGCAGCGCGAUGCUCACCGGGAUGCUGGUGGUCGACCCCACUCAGAGGAUGGAGGCCGACGACGUCCGCUCCGUGGUGGAGCAGGGCCUCGCGCCUCUGGCCCUGGGGCCCGUCGCGCCCGCGGGGCCGCCGGCGCCCGGCGGUCGGCGGCGGCCCGCCCCGCCGCGCGGAGCUGCGGAGGGCGCCCCGGCAGCGGGCGUCACACCGCGAGGCCCUUUGCCGCCACGCCGCGGCGGUGGCGCGGCGCACGGUGGGGUGGGAUCCAGGCCAUCGGUUAGCAGUUCUUUUGCGAGCAGUGGGACGCGUUUGUCUAGUUACCCGCUGCCCAUUGAAAGGCCUCCACCUGCACCCCUUUGCGGGCAUCGCUGCCUCCUCAGUACCGCGUCCUGGUCGCAAGUCAGGACCAUAAUAUUAUCAUGUUACGGGCAUUGGUUGCCGUUCUCAUUCAACUUGAGCCGAGUGUGCUAA
Prorocentrum cordatum is the source of this 882-nucleotide messenger RNA. The record is from the annotation of a GenBank genome assembly. Lineage: Eukaryota; Dinophyceae; Prorocentrales; Prorocentraceae.